This is a messenger RNA of Micropterus salmoides (largemouth bass), 2026 nucleotides long. RefSeq names its product inositol-trisphosphate 3-kinase Ca (gene itpkca). Gene Ontology annotation, molecular function: inositol tetrakisphosphate kinase activity; inositol-1,4,5-trisphosphate 3-kinase activity. Lineage: Eukaryota; Metazoa; Chordata; Actinopteri; Centrarchiformes; Centrarchidae. Gene Ontology annotation, cellular component: nucleus; cytoplasm. Bases 97 to 1041 code for a protein of 314 amino acids. Gene Ontology annotation, biological process: inositol phosphate biosynthetic process. The record is from RefSeq and is a predicted model, not a curated record. The transcript has 7 exons.
CACACCGCAAGGGGCAGUAGCAAGCCGGUAGAGUCCAUUUCACUAGGUGUCAUCAUUUUUAUUGGGAAAAAAGUUCUGGUUGGUGGCUCAUAUGAUAUGUCGGGGACUCAGCAAAUGUCUACAGUCAUGUUUUACGAGAACUCUGCAUGGAAGAAACACAAAAGUUGUGGGACUUCAUCUCUCCUUGCUAUGACGCCCAAGAAACCUCAGCAGUGGCUGCAAGUGGUCGGACACGCAGGGAGCUUUCGUGUUGGGGAUUAUGGUACGCUGCUGAAGAGGUUUUGUGAGGAGGAGCAGCAAUGCUACCUUAGGCUGAUGGAGGACGCUUUGAGGCCCUUUGUUCCAGCCUACCACGGUGUGGUGCAGCAGGACGAGCAGGAUUACAACAUGAUGGAUAACUUGCUGACCCAUUUCAACACACCUGCCUGCAUCAUGGACUGCAAGAUGGGCAGUCGCACAUACCGUGAGGAGGAGCUGCUGUUGGCCCGAGAACGGCCCCAGCCUCGUAACGACAUGUAUGAGAAGAUGGUGGCUGUGGACCCAGAGGCCCCAACAGUCCAGGAACAAGCCCAGCAGGCAGUGUUGAAAACCAGGUACAUGCAGUGGAGAGAGUCGCUGAGCUCCACAACAACUCUGGGCUUCCGUAUUGAAGGAUUCAAGAAGGCAAACGAAGAAUGUCACACAAACUUCAAAAGGACCAAAAGCAGAGAGCAGGUGAUGGAAGCACUUAACAACUUUGUUGAGUCCAAUACACACAUUGCGUGCGGCUAUCUGAGACGACUGAAACAAUUGCGGCAGGUCUUGGAGGCGUCAGACUUCUUCAGGACACACGAGGUUGUGGGCAGUUCCUUACUGUUUGUACACGACUGGACAGGCAGAACAGGAGUCUGGAUGAUUGACUUUGGAAAGACAGUUGCCUUGCCGCCGCACCUCACCGUGGACCACCGUACUCCCUGGGUAGAGGGCAAUCGAGAAGAUGGCUACCUGUGGGGUCUGGACAACCUCAUUGAUAUACUGGGCAACAUGCUGCCACAGACUUGAAUGCCACGCUAUGCAUAUACUCUCAGUCCAUCCUUCACCACUCAUAAGUGGUGAAUGACUGCAAAAGCACUGGCUUCUGAAAUGGUUGUGUUGUCAAAAUUGUGGGAAUGAACUCUAUUGGGGGGAAAAACUGUAUGAGGCUGUAAAAAAAAAAAUGGAAGAUGCGAUUGAUUACAAUAACAAAACGUUUUUGCAAAAGGGGUUAUCAAGUAAAUACGAACAGAUUGUUCGUAUUUAUGAACAGAUUGUACAAAAAUACAAUGUACAAAAUAUGAACAGAUUGUUCGUAUUUUGUAAUAAGAACAGAUCGUUGUCAAUAAAUUAGGACGACAACAUUGGUCAAAAGGUCAACGGUGAUUUAUGGGGUGCAGAGCAACCCGAGCCUUGUGAAUUUUGACUACUGAAUAGACCUGUACCGCACUGACAGUAACACUAACCGACCCGACUGUCUUGAGAUGAGCUGCUCAUUAUUUUCAGGAAACACACAGCAAUUAAAAGCCAAAGAUAUGGCUGCCCCCUCUGGCUUGAGAUUUUUGGUAGUUUAAACGUCACACUGCCAUUAAAAUGGUGCUAAGAGUAUGAUGCAAAAAAUUGGACUUAUUUUCUGAAUUUGAAUGCCUCACUAUUAUAAUUUCAAUUUACAUUUAAAUAUUUUCCAUGACUUGAGAAAAUUAAAUGUCUAACAUUUUAAAAUGUUCAUUUAUAUGGUCAUAGAACCAUUUGAGUGUGUGAAAAUUAAAAUGCAAAGUUGUUGCAAUUUCAUUUAAAUGUUUACGCCAACUAUACAUAAUGUAGUGUAGUUGAGACCAGUAUUAGAUAGGGUGUUUGUUGUAGUCCAUUGAGAUUAGACCUUUGCGCAUAGUGCUGUUGGUCACGGUGACCUCUUGAAAACCAGCUGUUAAUAUCCUUUUCUGAGGCACCAAGGUAGAUGGCACUUGAUGUUUCUGCUGUUCUGGAUCAAUGAAAACAUCAGCAUCAAGCAGAA